GAUGGGCUGGAAUGGGUGAGUUGGGGUGAAGGGUAGAGCAGGUAAUCACUGCACACUUCAGUUAAAGAAGGAGGUAUCUUUCGAGCCGUGGGGUUUCUCCAACGGAGGCUGGAACACCCAGAUAACAACAACGAGGAAGCCUCGGCAGUCCAGCCUUGACCCCUGCGGGGAGUGCGGUCAAGAUACCCGGCCAUAGGGGCAGAGCUGGCGGGUGGGCGGGGACAUGCCUGCUCUGCAAGCUGAUUGGCUGGCAGGUGCGCGCUGGCGGGGCCCGAAAUUAGGGGCUACCAGGCCGUGAGGACCGCUAGUCCCACCGCUCUCUCGGCCCCGCGGCAGCCGGAAUCGGGCUUCUGCUUCCCAGCCCGCGGCGCCCCCACCACCUCGCUCCCCACCACUCCCCCGGCUUUCCGGGAUCCGAAUUUGGAGGCCCCUUAAAGGGUCCCCGUUGCUCUUCGCCCGGUCCUGCAGAACGGAAGUGGGGAUCCUGGACUUCGGUCCCAGACGGUGGAGAUCGGGAUGGCUUCCGUGCUGAUCCGAGAAGCCAAGGAGGGAGACUGUGGAAAUAUCCUGAGGCUGAUUCGGGAACUCGCUGAGUACGAGAAACUCUCAGACCAGGUGAAGAUCAGUGAAGAAGCCCUGAGAGCAGAUGGCUUUGGAGAGAAUCCUUUCUAUCACUGUUUGGUAGCAGAGAUUCUUCCUGUCCCCGGGGAGCCACAGGGUAAGAGCACCCCUAUCUCAGAGGUGCCCUCUCCAGUCAGCCUCAAAGGUCUCUCCCCCAGGUGCCCAGCGGCCUGA
Messenger RNA from Balaenoptera acutorostrata (minke whale), 795 nucleotides. It is a transcript of the gene SAT2, whose product is annotated as spermidine/spermine N1-acetyltransferase family member 2. NCBI's taxonomy places the organism in Eukaryota, Metazoa, Chordata, Mammalia, Artiodactyla, Balaenopteridae. Bases 517 to 795 code for a protein of 92 amino acids. Gene Ontology annotation, molecular function: N-acetyltransferase activity. The record is from RefSeq and is a predicted model, not a curated record. The transcript is spliced from 3 exons.